Molecule: messenger RNA, 756 nt
Organism: Lachancea thermotolerans CBS 6340
Lineage: Eukaryota; Fungi; Ascomycota; Saccharomycetes; Saccharomycetales; Saccharomycetaceae
Product: nucleotide diphosphatase
Exons: 1
Coding region: 1-756 (251 amino acids)
Molecular function (GO): nucleoside triphosphate diphosphatase activity
Source: RefSeq, a predicted model, not a curated record
AUGACUUUAUCUAUGACCUUUUUAUCAAGAUUCCGAAGUCUGCGAAAAAUCCCUUUACGUUGCUCCUUACACCAACGCUGUUCAAUGAUGUCAAGGGUCAUCAAAGAGAUAAGCGAAAAGUUUGAAAUAGUGCUCGCCUCUUCGUCUCCAAGGCGCUAUGAAAUUGUCACCCAGGUUAUGGGGUUUGCGGACGUCAAAUUGAUGAAACCAUCCUUCGCGGAAGAUCACGACAAAUCGUUAUAUGCAGGAAAUCCUACUGGAUACGUCCACGACACGAGUAAGAGCAAAGCAUUAGGUAUUAUCGAAGAUCUGAAGCACACAGAAGAAACACACGCCAGCAAACCCAAGCUGGUCAUCUGCGCAGAUACUGUAGUAAUCGAUAGCGACGAAAACAUACAUGAAAAGCCACAACGGCCAGAGCUGCAGCUUGGGAACUUGCUUAGGUUCCGCGAGAGCGAUGGUCCUGUCAAAGUAAUUACUAGCGUAACGCUCAUCAAGUGGGAGAGCCCACAAGAUUUCACCUUCACCCAGUUUGAAGAGGUGAGUGAGGUUCACUUUGACUCCGAUUUUCCGCUGCCAAUUCUUUACGACUACGUCGACUCUGGUGAUGCUCUUGAUGUUGCGGGGGGCUUCAAAGUGCAAAGCUUCGGCGGCGCCAUGAUUAAGAAGAUCAAUGGAGACUUCUUCAAUGUUGUGGGGCUGCCUUUGAACAAGACCUUCAAAGAACUCUACAAGGCUGCAUUCCCCCUAGAGUAA